Messenger RNA from Sinocyclocheilus anshuiensis, 950 nucleotides. RefSeq names its product tumor necrosis factor receptor superfamily member 11B-like. The transcript is spliced from 4 exons. Lineage: Eukaryota; Metazoa; Chordata; Actinopteri; Cypriniformes; Cyprinidae. The coding region runs from base 39 to 950 and encodes 303 amino acids. The record is from RefSeq and is a predicted model, not a curated record. Gene Ontology annotation, molecular function: protein binding.
CCUUAGUUCUUCCUAUCUUGUCAGGACGAGAAAGUAAAAUGGAUCAUAUUUAUAAAUGCUGCAGUGUUGAACAUCACUUGGCUCUAGUACUGAUGCUACUAUUACACACUGACACAUCGACAGUAGAAGUCCUCACUUACCAGCACGAGGACCCGCUCACAAGGCAGAUACUCACAUGCACACGCUGCCCCCCUGGAACCCACAUGAGUCAACACUGCACUGCAACUGAGGACACUGUCUGCUCGCCAUGUCCAGAGGACCAUUUCACACAGUUCUGGAACUACUUACCGAAGUGCCUGUAUUGCAGCACUUUCUGCGUAGAAAAUCAGUACAUUGAGAAAGAAUGCUCUACUACUAACAACAGGGUUUGCCAGUGUAAAGAAGGCUAUUUUUGGCAAGCUGACUUCUGCAUCAAGCACGCGGAGUGUCCAUAUGGAUACGGCGUCCAGCAGAAUGGUACCUUACACCGUGAUACAAAAUGUGAGAGGUGUGCGCGAGGCACCUUUUCUGCGGUCACGUCCUCGACAUCGCCUUGCAUAAAACACACUGAGUGCAAAUCGAUGGAUCUUGAUGUGGUACUGAGGGGAACCGGCUGGCAUGAUAACAUAUGCUCAACAUGCGAAAAUCUACAGAAUGCUGGUGGUUUAUCUAUACUGAAAAAGUUCCUGCCAGACUUCUUUGCUCAUGAAAAAAUACGCCAGUCCAAACUGUACAGAUUUAUGAGACAUCAUCUUGGCCAGAAGCUGCAAGGAAAACAUUCCCUCUAUUCAAACCGAUCCCUCUUACUUCUUCCUAUUUCAGAGUGGAUUAGCGGUGCUAGUAUAGACCAGCUCAAGAAAUUACCAAUGCAACUCAGAAGUAGCAACAUCCACAACACUGCAGACAAGCUCUCAAAAAUGUUCAAGGAGUUAGAGGCCUCAAAUUCUAAUUGUAAAAAUGCAACACAUUGA